Messenger RNA from Durio zibethinus, 2272 nucleotides. NCBI's taxonomy places the organism in Eukaryota, Viridiplantae, Streptophyta, Magnoliopsida, Malvales, Malvaceae. The record is from RefSeq and is a predicted model, not a curated record.
UGUUCGGCCGACAAGAGCCGACAUUAUAAAAUUCUCAGGCAAUUUCCCGUAAUUAGAGUCCCAAAAGAAGGGUAAUUAGAUAAAGUUAUUCUGUUCCUCUCAAUUUUUGUUUUUGUUCUAUUUGUUUGUUUCUUCCGAUUUCCAGCUAUGGGACCCAGCUCCCUCAUUCUUUCUGCUUCAAACCCUAGCAAAAACAUGAUACAAUCUGUAAACAGCGAAGGCUAAAGGCAGAAGCUUUUUGCUCUUUUGGGAGAGAUACGAAAACAGGGAGGUUUUUUUUUUUUUUUUUUUGGGUUGAGAAAUUACGAAUCCGAUCAAAUAAAAAUCAAAACCAAAGUUGUCAUUUUUAAGAAGAACCCAUCAAAUGAUCUCCAAUCCAAAUCUGAUAUUCUAUGCAUGCAUUGCAAAAGGACCCACAAUUCUUGCUGAAUUCUCUUGCAAAGAAGCAGGAAUCGAAUCGUUAGCUCAAAAAUGCAUCGAAAAAACCCCUCUUUUCCAUUCGAUUUUCUCUCAAACUGUUUCCAACAGAACGUACACCUUCUUAAUCGAUGACCCUUUUGCCUACUUCCUCAUAUUCCACGAGAAUCUUGAGAAAUCUGAGUCCUUUUGCUUCUUGGAUCACCUGAAAUAUGCCUUUGAGGAUUUUCUUCUAACUGGUUUAAUUGUGGGCACUGAUAAUUUUACCCCAAAUUGUCUCCAAUCCCAUUUCAAUCCAAUCUUUUCAAAGAUAAUGGCUAUGGAUUUGGAGUUGGUUACAUCCCCGACAAAAGCGAGUCAAAACCCAACUUUGGAUUCCAACAAAGGGAAGAGAACCGUGGUGGCUCCUAGGGUAGGCAAGCCAAUUAAAGGGUUGAAAAAGAAGAAAAGAUCGGGUGGUUUGGAGGUCAACGGGGUUGAGGCUAAAGAUGCCGGUGGUGGGAUUGGGAUGGAGGAUAAGGUUGAUGUGAGUGAUGAUUUUAGAGAUUUCCCUGUUUCUAUACAAAAAAGUGGUGCUGCUGGUUUUUAUAUGGGCAGUGGGGAUAGGCAACAAAAGGCUAAGCAAACUUGGAGCAAACAUGUUUGGGUGGUUUUGAUAUUGGAUUUACUUGUUUGUGCUACUUUGUUUGGGAUUUGGUUAUGGGUUUGCAGAGGCUUUCAAUGUAUUGAUGGUUGAAAGUUUUUGCCUUUGGGGGAGUUACUUUUUCUUUCUAUUGUAUAAUUUGAUGGUCAAAGUAAUGAGUUGAAUGGCGAAUUCCGUUGACAAGAGCGGCAUCCAGCGGCCGGCGGGUGGACAAAAACACUGUAAUGGGGAUUGUGAAAGUUGUAACAGUAAGUGUUUGAUUUUCUCUCAAAUUUUCAGUUCUGGCUUCAACUGGUAAUUCUCUUGUGAGUUGUGAAGUCUUUUUGUUUCGUGAUUUUCAGAACAAAGUCUUAUUUUUUCAGUUGUUGGUUUGCAAAAAAUUACAUGUAAUUGCACCAAAAACUGUUUAUAUCUACAAUUGAUACUCUUGUCUCUUUAAUUGAUGAAGGAUCAGCUUAUUGCUUUUUCCUUUGCUCUUUGUUGCAUUAGUAAAAGUAAUUCCUUUUUGAAUGUAACAGUUUCCAUCUUUCUCUUCAGAAUGAUUAAUCUUUUCUUCAUUCUGCAAUUCAAUAAAAAAGAUGAUUGAAGUUCUAUGUUUAUCAUUGUAAUUCUGGGAAAAAGAUUCAUUGAACUUUUAGGGAAUUUUGGGCUGUGGGCCCACAUACAAGUAACUAAAUGAAAUGAAAAUGCAUGAGUCAUCUGAAAAUGAACUAUUUCAUUGUUAGGUGUGGGAAAUGCCUAAAAGAUUACUCUUUGGGGUCAUCUGACAAGAUAGAUAAGAAACAUAGUCCUUGAAAGAAUGAAAAAAAAACCAGUAGUGAGGAACAAUUUGGCAUGGUGAAGGAACAGACCAGCCUCUGUUCCUUUUAGUUACUCUUGCGUUUGCCAAUGGAUUAAUCAGAGUAUGUAUGAGGCAAAUUUUUUUCCUUUUAGAUUGUAAAUUGUUUUUAAGAAACAUAAUUCUAGAUUAAUUUUCUAUCUGGAAUUAAAUUUGUUAAUCUUCUAUCUUAACACAAAAUUUCUUCUAUCAUUGGUGGUUUUCAUGUUGCAACCACCAGGAUUGCAUUCUUCAGAAAAAAAAAAUGGCUCUUCUUACAUGACUGGUUCAUAUUUUUUUUUGCUGAGAGAAUUCAUUUGUUCAGUAGCAUUAGGUUCUAUGCACAUUACAUGACUAUCUAUUCUAUUUAUCAUACCUGAUUAACAAGAUAAUUA